UUUCGAAGUUUCUAUCAACGGCGUCGGCCACAUGUUCGCUCGUAAGACGAGAUUUUUCGCGAAAUCCCAAUGAAUUAUGGUGAAAAGUGCUGUGAAAUCAUACAAAAUUGCUGAAUAAACUUGACAGUAACAUUCUACAAUUGAAUUAAAAUCCAAAUCCGCAAUAGAUUGCACGCAAUCUCAAUAAAAAGAAAUUUUCAAAUACGCAAAAAGACUACGAUUUUUCUCGUCUCUUUAUAACAUUAUUUUUCGUCGUCGAAUUGUCAAGUUUCGUCGUACGUUACAUUCGGCUCGUAUCAGUGCUUCGUGUGAGAUUUUUGGUGGUGUACGAAUUGAAUCGUAUGUGUAGAAAAUUGUGCACAAAGCAGAGACCAUAAUAAAGAGUUGAGGAUAAGAAAACAUAAUAAACGUGCCUGUGAACUUUAUUGAGUUUUGAACCGUACUAAGCUCAGCGAACCGGCGUUAAUCGGCGUCUUUGAAUUCAGGUCUAUACACGUUUUUGUCAUAAUAAUUGGGCAAGGAAGCAGUAAAGAGUUUCCAUAACGUCUAAGCCAGUUCUGGAGUAAGUAACGUAAUCGACGUUACCCAUACUCCGGAGUCACACGAGAAACACGAACUAGAAGCUAACAUGUCAGCUAAGGAAGAAACUUCAAAAACGAGUGCCACCACCGCAGCUACCACGGUGGUCGCUCCCUCUGUCCAAACUGCUGCAGCAGCGGCUACAACUUCGUAUGCUAACGUUUUGCAAAACUUAGAAACCAAACAAGGUGCCAUUGCCAAAGGUGGUUCCGAGGUUAUUGCAGUUACUGAUUCUGACAAUAAAGAGAACCAACCUCAUCUUAAAACAAUUAAGUCAUGGAGUGAGGAGGCCGCCGCUGCUGAAGCAGCAAAUGAAGGUUUAUCGAAUGUCGUUGCUGUUGAAGCAGGCGCUACUGUAGCUGGUGAGAAACGUUCGGCUAUUACCGAUGCUGGUGCUGAAAACUCUUCAGAAAUCGAUGAUAAUACCGAUUUUGUUCCAGUUGUUUCACAUCACCGUCGUGAUCGUAAAAAACCACGUAAAGAUAAGCCCUUCGGGCGUGAACGUCAAGGUGGCAACGGUAAUAAUGGCAAUGAAAAGCUAGCUGGUGGACCCAGAUCAGGUGGGGGAAAUAAUAACGGCAAUGGUAAUGGCAAUGGCAAUGGCGGUAGUGGUGAAGGUGGUAGAAACAAGCGUGCAACAGCAGCAAAUAGCAAUAACGCUAUAGAGAAGGAAGGUGAUAAAAAAUACAUUGGCCGGCCGCGUCAACGCGGUGGUAGUCCACGCAAAGGUGGCCCUGGUGGUGCACCAAAAUCACCAAAGGAUCGUAAGGAAACUUCCCCCAGUGUUAGCGCUGAGAAUACAAGUAGUGGUAACGAGGCUAAAAGCAGUGAUGCUGAAUCGCCGCCCUCCGGAGGUAAUGGCAGCGCAGUUCCUGCUGCUCCUCAAACCAAGAAGUUCGUCGCCGCACCUCCACCGAAAGUUAAUGCAUGGAAGAUAUCAAAACAAUCUUCAAGCCCCAAAACAACCACACUAGACAAACGUGUUUUGCAACCUAAACAUCAACAACAACAAAAGCAAACGCCAAAAGUUGCCGAUAAUUUAGAGAGUAGUGCUGCUCAGUCACAUACCACCCAUCCAGUUGGUCGCGGUGAUAAUAAUACUAAAGCGAAUAGUACAAGUGGAAGCAGCAACAAAGUAACCGUUGAGGACGCAGUAUCCACAACAACAACAAAAACAACAACAACAGCAGCAGCAGCUGCAGGAAGCGCAGAAGCAGAAACAGCGUCGAGCUCCUCCGCAACAGCUCAGCCCGGAUCAGUAGCGGCAGAAGCAUCAACUACUAGUGCUACAUCACCGCCUGGCGCAGUAACAAAUAAAACAAGAAAAUUAAACCCAAAGGCCAGCGAUUUCAGCAACGUUGGUGAUUGGCCUAUGCUAAUUGGUGGCAAGCCCACAAAUAACGAAUCUAAACGUUCAACGAAACACAGACAGCGUUCAAAUAACGCUAAUAAUAGUAAUAAUAAAGAAAAUCACCCUAGCGCCGGCGUAGCAUCAGUAUCAAAUAAUACCGAUCAAGCUGCCACAGCAACAACCAAAAGUGCUGUCAAUACAGGCGAUAAACCCUCAACCAGUCAAGCACAAACUAAUGAGUCCAAUAAAUCUGGCACGCAAUCAGGCAGCGGUGAAGGCAGUAGUGGAUCUGCUACCGCAAAUGCCGCAGCCAACAACUCAGGCUCUGGUUCAGGAUCAAAUGGCAUCCAUAAGAAGAUUCCCAAACACAAGUGGCGUCCUCUGCAAAUCGACCUUGCCAAAUCAAGCCGCCCGAAACCGAUUGGACGUCCCAAUAGACGCUUACCAAGCUCUUCGUCUCGCUAUCACCAACAACAACAGCAGCAUCAGCAACAACAAUACAAUAGCCAAGAACAACGUUCAAGCGGCGGUGAUGACCACAACAAUGGCGGCGGAGCAGCAGAACAGCAGCAGCGUAGUGAUUGGCGACAACAUGCACCACCAAGUGCCGGUGGCGAAGCAGCACCAGCAACGCGCGAUCGUCCCACGCGGCCCACUUCCCGCCAUACUGAGCGUAUUGAUUCCUGGCGUAGCGGCAGCGGCACCGAGCGCAGUGGUGCAAUCGGUGGCGGCAGCGUCGCCGACCGGGACUACGAGCGACCAGCGCGUACGCAACGGCGCUACCGGACGUCCUACCGGGGCGGGCGGCAGGGGCGCGGUGGAUUCACAAGACCGGGACCAGGUCGUACGUCAAAUCGCAUACCACGCCAUCUGUUAGCCAGUGGCGAAUACUCAAGCUUUUUGCCGGCGGAUGCAGCCGGUGUCGAACAGUCUUCGUUUGUGCUCAUGGGCACACAUUACUAUGGUCAAGUGCCACCCGCAGCCUAUAUUGAAAUGGACGCACAAACGGUUAAAGAGGCGAUAAAGAAACAAGUUGAAUACUAUUUCAGCGAAGAGAAUUUAACUGGCGAUUUCUUUUUGCGUCGCAAAAUGGACCCAGAAGGUUGUAUUCCAGUCACAUUGAUUGCUUCUUUUCAUCGCGUCUUAGCCUUGACUACUGAUGUGGCAUUGAUUAUUAACGCCAUCAAGGAGUCUGAGAAGCUGGAGUUUCUCGAGGGCUUUAAAGUACGCACAAAGAUCAAUCCUACAAUUUGGCCUAUUCGCGAUGUGAUCGAGACUACAUUUAUACCUGCCGCUCAGGCGCCAAUUUUAAGUGUAGGAGUGAACAUUGCGGACGGUAAAAUACCCGAGAAUGUAAACAAUGAUUUACAAAAAACUACUACCCAACCAGAAAUUCAACAAAAUGCGAACAUUGCUGGUGCUGAUCAUGCUGUUGCGUCUGGCCUCGUAAGCAGCGGUGAUCAUGGCGAUAGCACAGCACAGUUCCAAACUAUAACGGCCGAUGACAAUAAAAUGCCAACAACAAAUGUAACUGCCAUGCUGAAUGCGCCAAAUGCAGUUACAAUACCGUACGGAAGCGAAGUGCUCUUACUUGCCUCGCCUAUGGCUGCGCAACCUUUAACUAAUAUCCCACCACCGCCAGUGCCACGCAAUUCACAAAAUUUGGUCUCAUCGCUGCUACAGCAGCAGGCGAAACCAAUGACGACGACAGCUGUAAAUGCUGAGAAUGCGAUAAGUGCGCUCACACAGAAAGUGGCUGAAGUGGAGAGUGGCAGUGAAGCUGUGGCCCAGCUAGCGGACCAUCUGAGUGGUCUGGCUCAGAGUGUUAAGAAACCAAGUCAACCGCAAUCGUCAUCGACACCGCUCAAAGCACAACGCGACAACAAAAAGUAUGGUGCGAAGGCGGCGGGUCACAUUGUAAACAAUGUCAACAAUGGCAACACGGCGACAACGGGCAAUGAGCCGCAGGCCGAUGCUGCGGAGGGCACGUGGAAAGAGGUAAAGAGACGCUCAAAAUCAAAUGCUUUAAAAGAUACUAAAUCUCCCAAUCAACUACACUCGACACAAACGCUUGCAACACAACAACAACAACAACAACAAAAUCAAACCAUUCAAACCACAACAACAAAUGCUACCUCUGCAACAAAAACUACGCCAACGACAAACAACAAUAAUAAAAAUGUUACAAAAUCAAACACGGUUACAACCACAUUGCCCACCUCAUCGAAUGCCUCCGUCACAUCGAAUGUCACCAAUGUAACUAACACCUCCAAUACCACGAACGCCACUACCACCACCACUACCAUCAUCAACAACAACAACAACAAUAACAAUAACAACAAAACAGCUUCUCCCCAAUCCAACCAGCCAACUAUAACGUCAGCAGCGCCAGUUAACCUCCACCAAACAAACGCCGUUGAAAAAGAAGAAUUAGAUUUUCAAUUCGACGAAGAACUCAUGGAUCCCAUCCCAGCAACUGGACGUAUAAAUAAUUUCACCGAAAAUUUCUCCGAUGACGACGAAUCCGACUACGAAUUUGCAGAUCGUGAUAUAAAUAAACUCUUAAUUGUGGCACAAGUACAACGGGCACCCAAACAUGAAGGCUACGAUCGUACUGCCGAUUUCACUUCACGUACGAAAAUCACACAAGAUCUCGAAAAUGUUAUUAAUGAUGGUUUGGCUAACUAUGAAGAAGAUCUCUGGACAACAUCGAAUGUGGGCACGGCAUAUCGUACUGUAAAUGUAAUAUCUCAAGAAGAUUUCGAAAAGUUGGGUGGCGGUCGUGUGCAACGCAAUUAUGCACAACAAGCACCGCCACCGCCGCCUCCCGCGUAUGUGGAUGAGGAUUGCACACUGAACAGUACACUAAACUCAACAUUGAAAUCGCGUCGUGCACGCUUCUAUGCUGCACCCAGCUCACAUUCGAUCGAUCCACGUACGCCCCGUAAACGUAAGACCCGCCACUCAUCGAACCCACCAGUCGAGGCGCACGUCGGUUGGUUGCUCGACACAGUCGAACAUCGGCCACGUACCACUUCGAUGGGCUCCUCUGCGGGCACUUCGCCAACAACUUCAUCUUACGGCUCAUCUGUGCCACAAUCGUUGCCAGUCUUCCAACAUCCCUCACACUCGCUAUUAAAGGAGAACAACUUUACACAACAAGCCUAUAGCAAAUAUCAUGCGCGUUGCCUCAAAGAGCGGCGUCGCUUGGGCUACGGUCAAUCACAGGAGAUGAACACAUUGUAUCGCUUCUGGUCAUUCUUCCUGCGUGAAAAUUUCAACAAGACAAUGUACAAUGAAUUCCGCAAGUAUGCGUUAGAGGAUGCCAAGCACGGCUUCCGUUAUGGCCUGGAAUGUCUUUUCCGCUUCUUUUCGUAUGGAUUAGAGAAAAAAUUCCGACCAAAUGUAUAUGAGGACUUCCAGGAUGAGACAAUUGCUGACUAUGAAAUCGGUCAAUUAUACGGUCUUGAGAAAUUCUGGGCAUUCCUUAAAUACUACAAAAACGCAGACAAAUUGACAGUGAAGCCGAAAUUGGCUGAAUACUUAGAGAAAUUCAAAACUAUAGAAGACUUCCGCGUUGUCGAACCUGAGAUCAACGAGAUGCUGCAGGGUGUCGGCAGUUUAAAUCGCGGCCGUAAUUUAAAUCGCCUACGCAGUGUUUCCGAGAGCGAUGGUACAGCUGUUGUUGCUGGCGUUGGCCGUAGGCCGAACACAACUAUCAGUAAUCGCAGUGAUUAUGUGGGCAAUCGACCACAUUAUCAACAACAGCACAACCACCACCACCACCAACAGCAACAACAACCACAACGCCAACACCAACAGCAAUUCAAUAAUCAACAGUCUGGCAACUAUGCGAAUUUCAGUAGCAACCGACGUCGCACCGGCUCAUUUGGUAGCGGUACAGUGCGCGUACGCAGUGGUUCAUUGGGCAAUAAGCCGCAAGUAGUGUCACGCAACAAUAACUAUCAACAUCCGUAUGCUAGUUCACCGCAUGAGCUGCGUCGUGGCGGCAGCACCUCUGGUUUGGCACCGCACAAGCAACAAAAUCGCCAACAGCAGCAGCAGCAGCAUCAUCAACAACAACAGCAACAACAUCAUGCACAAAAGCCAGCUAAACAACAGCAACAACAACAAACUGCAGCAGUACAAAAUAACAAGGAUUCCAAUAAUGCGCCGGCCGCCACAAAUACUGCUGUAGCAGGCGCCACCACAGCGACAAAACUAAAGGAACAUCAGAACUAUGCGGCGGCAGCGGCCAAUAAAACAGCAAUCACUAAGUCAAAUGUCAACAGCAAUGCAGCAACAAUAACAAAGGUCGCAGCCAACAAAGCGGCAACCGUAACGGCGGGCACGAAUUCCACGUCAGCGGAGAAAAAAUAAUUGUUUAUUUUCAUAAUUUUCUUUGAUUAUUUAAAAAAAAAAAUACUUACAUAUUUGCUAUUGUUAGUUUAUCUUAUUUUAUCCUAUUCUUUUCUUCUUUGCAUAAGUUUUUGAGUAUUUUCAUGAAUAUAAAUCGGCAAAUUAGCAGCGCAGCGGUGUACGUUCAUCGAAUAUAAAUGAACGCAAGCGCGCACGUACAUUUAUACAAGCAUAUAAAACCAAAUAAAAACGAAAAGUAUUGUGGAGAAGUGAAAAAAUAAAUAAAAACAAUGUAUCCAAAACUAUCCAUUCAAUUCAAAAAGCGAAAGUAAAAAGACAGUGGUAGUCUGCUUUUAGACAGGCGCGUUUUAAUUGGCUUUUGCUCUUUGGCUUUCUUAAUAGAUACAUGGAAAAAAUUCAAACAAAACCAAUACCUGAAAUUUUGUGAAUGAAUCAAAUUAUGAAAAUGCUCAAAAUCAGGCUAAACACUUUAUCCAAAACAUAUACAUAUAUAAUGUCAUACAUGUUAACUAUUAAUUGUAAACCUAAUUUCAUGGACGACCUUUAAAAACGUCGCCAAUUUACGACUAUACACACACCCAUACAUAUAAAUAUAUAUAUUUACAUAAAACUCCAAAAAAAAAAAAACGAACAUAGAAGUUUAAAGAAAUAUAUUUGCUAAAGUGACUUUUGUAUGAAACGAAAAAAAAAAACAAACAACAAACAAACUAUAUUAUGCAUUCAUAUUUCUACUAUAAAAGCAAUCAAAAGGAAGUGAGGUUAAUUUGCAAUAUUUGUUAAAAAAAACAGGGGGAGGAGAGUAUAGGUAUUUACGGGCCAGAGCUAUACUAGCAACAAAACGAAUACGAAGUGAGUGCGACGAGCAAACAUAACAUACAUAAAACUGCUUUUCAUUGCUGACGUCAAUGAGCGUUUUGUUUACUUUGAGAGCAAUAAUGAAAGCAACGUUUUAACGAAGAGAAAUUCCAGCAUUUUCACGACCAUUGAAACACUUAUAAAAUAACCACGAUAUCUAGCCGUUUAAGAGCUAAACAAAAACAAACAAAAAAACAUGUUGAACUGGACUACAACUUUUGGGUAAACACAUUUUAUUGUAAGUAACAAGAAAAAAAAAAACUAUGCAUAAGCAGAAGAUAUAAGAAGACACAGAACAGUGCCAACCAACAAUACGACGACACCAGUUAGUUGUACGCAGUGAAGAAUAAUAAGUAAAAUCCGUGCAGAAAGUAGCAUUGCUUAUUGUGCUAUUAAACAAAUUUCUCAUCAAAUAUUAAAAUCAAUGGAAUCGCUUACAUAUAUGAAGUAGUAGGGAAUCACUAAGGCAUAGAGUAAAUGGGAAAGGCAAAUAGCUAAGUUAUUUAAAGAAAAAAGAAGAAGAAAACAUAAAGAGAAAAACCAAUUUU
This is a messenger RNA of Ceratitis capitata (Mediterranean fruit fly), 7713 nucleotides long. RefSeq names its product la-related protein 1 (gene larp). NCBI's taxonomy places the organism in Eukaryota, Metazoa, Arthropoda, Insecta, Diptera, Tephritidae. Gene Ontology annotation, biological process: mRNA stabilization; positive regulation of translation. Gene Ontology annotation, cellular component: cytosol; cytoplasmic stress granule. Bases 629 to 6310 code for a protein of 1893 amino acids. The record is from RefSeq and is a predicted model, not a curated record. The transcript is spliced from 7 exons. Gene Ontology annotation, molecular function: RNA cap binding.